Triplophysa rosa is the source of this 2094-nucleotide messenger RNA. Its product is annotated as elongation factor G-like. Gene Ontology annotation, biological process: mitochondrial translation; ribosome disassembly; translational elongation. Gene Ontology annotation, molecular function: GTPase activity; translation elongation factor activity; GTP binding. The transcript has a single exon. Lineage: Eukaryota; Metazoa; Chordata; Actinopteri; Cypriniformes; Nemacheilidae. Gene Ontology annotation, cellular component: mitochondrion. The coding region runs from base 1 to 2094 and encodes 697 amino acids. The record is from RefSeq and is a predicted model, not a curated record.
AUGAAUAGAUCUACAGAUUUAAGCAAAUAUAGAAAUAUUGGUAUUAUGGCUCAUAUUGAUGCAGGUAAAACCACUACUACAGAAAGAGUUCUCUAUUAUACAGGGAGAUCAUACAAGAUUGGUGAGGUUCAUGAAGGUACUGCUGUAAUGGACUGGAUGGAACAAGAACAACAACGUGGAAUUACAAUUACUUCUGCAGCAACAACAUGUUUUUGGAAGGAUCAUCAUAUUAAUAUUAUUGAUACUCCAGGUCAUGUUGAUUUUACCAUUGAAGUUGAAAGAUCUUUAAGAGUUUUAGAUGGUACAGUUGCUGUUUUUGACUCUGUUGCUGGUGUUGAGCCCCAAACUGAGACAGUUUGGCGUCAAGCAAAUAGAUAUAAAGUUCCAAGAUUAUGCUUUGUUAAUAAAAUGGAUCGUAUUGGUGCUAACUUUUAUCGUACUGUACAGAUGAUUUCUGAUAAACUUAAGUCAGUUCCUUUGGUUGUUCAGUUGCCUUUGGGUUCUGAGUCUGAUUACAAAGGUAUUAUUGAUCUUGUAAAGAAUAAAGCUAUUGUUUGGAAGAAUGAUAAUUUAGGGGCAGAAUUUGAAGUUGUUGAUGUUCCUUCUGAUUAUGUUUCUAAAGUUGAUGAAUAUCGUGUAAAAAUGAUUGAAUUAGCUGUUGAGCAAGAUGAAAAUAUAUUAAAUAAGUAUUUUGAUAAUGGUAUUGAUUCAUUAACUGAAGAAGAAAUAAAAUUAUGUAUAAGAAAAGGUACUUUAUCUAAUUCUUUUGUUCCUAUAUUAAAUGGUAGUUCCUUUAAAAAUAAAGGUGUUCAGACUCUUUUAGAUGCAGUUUUAGAUUAUUUACCAUCACCUUUAGAUAUUCCUGCAAUUAAUGGUAUUGAUAAUAGCAAAGGUGAAAUAAUUGAAGUUUCAAGAAAUGCUGGUGACAAUGAACCCUUUUCUGCUUUAGCAUUUAAAGUUAUGAUUGAUCCAUACGUUGGUACAUUGACCUUUUGUCGUAUAUAUUCUGGUUAUAUUAAGCCAGGAGAUUCUGUAUUAAAUACAGGCAGAAACAAAAGUAAUAAGGAACGUAUUGGUCGUAUUAUUGAAAUGCAUGCAAAUUCAAGAACUGAUAUUAAAGAAGCAUAUGCUGGUGAUAUAAUUGCAUUAGUUAGCUUGAAGGAUACAAUUACUGGUGAUACAUUAUGUGAUCCAGAGAAUCCAAUUAUAUUAGAAAGUAUGACUAUACCUGAGCCAGUUAUUGAGGUUGCUGUUGAGCCAAAAUUAAAAGCAGAUUAUGAUAAGAUGUGUAUUUCUCUUAAGAAAUUAUCUACAGAAGAUCCUUCUUUCUUUGUAAGUACAAAUGCAGAAACAGGCCAGACUACUGUAAAAGGUAUGGGUGAGUUGCAUAUUGAGAUUAUGCUUGACAGAUUGAUAAAAGAACAUAAAGUUAAUACUAGUGUAGGUAAACCAGCAGUAGCAUUCAGAGAGAAAGUUAUUAAGGUUUGUGAGAUUGACUAUACUCAUAAAAAACAAACAGGUGGUGCAGGGCAAUUUGCUCGUAUUAAAUUUCAAAUUGAACCUUUGCCUAUUGGAAGUGGUGUACAAUUUGAAAGUAAGAUUGUAGGCGGAGUGGUUCCUAAAGAAUAUGUUCCAGGUAUUGAGAAAGGUAUUAAUAUUGUUUCUAAUACAGGUAUUUUGGGUGGAUAUCCAAUAAUUGAUUUUAAGGUCACCCUAUUUGAUGGUGCAUACCAUGAUGUUGACUCCUCUGUUUUGGCUUUCCAGAUUGCAACUGUUUAUGCUUUGAAGGAAGUUUUAUCAAAAGGAAAUCUUGCACUUUAUGAACCAAUAAUGAAUGUUGAUGUGUUUUCUCCAGAUGAAUUUGUUGGUGUUGUUAUUGGUGAUUUAAGUAGUAGAAGAGGAAGAAUUCAAAGUACAAGUGCUGAGGAUGGUUCAUCUGUUGUAAGUAGUCUUGUACCACUUUCUAACAUGUUUGGUUAUGUUAAUGAUCUUCGUUCUGCAACACAAGGUAGAGCUUCAUACACUAUGAUAUUUAACAAAUAUGAAGAGAUUCCUAAAAAUAUUGCUGAAGUUAUAAUAAGUAAAAAUGCUUAG